Messenger RNA from Hippocampus comes (tiger tail seahorse), 948 nucleotides. Its product is annotated as complement C1q and tumor necrosis factor-related protein 9A-like. NCBI's taxonomy places the organism in Eukaryota, Metazoa, Chordata, Actinopteri, Syngnathiformes, Syngnathidae. The record is from RefSeq and is a predicted model, not a curated record. The transcript has a single exon. Gene Ontology annotation, molecular function: protein binding. The annotation marks the transcript as partial.
UUUUUAUGUCUAGGUGCACCUGGUCCAGCGGGGCUCAAGGGAAAAAGGGGGGACAAUGGAGACCACGGACCACCUGGUAAAAUGGGCCCACAUGGAAUCGAAGGCCCCAUUGGUCCGAAAGGAAAUAAAGGCGAGCUUGGGGUACCCGGACCCCAGGGACCCAAAGGUGAAGAGGGAUUUUCUGGACCACAAGGUCAGAAGGGGGAAACGGGUCUUCGUGGAGAUCGAGGAAUUCAGGGGCCAAUGGGUCCUCCGGGUAGGUUGGGGUCUAAAGGGGAAGUGGGCGCUCCAGGCACAAAAGGCGGAGUGGGUCACAGGGGGGAACGGGGGUCUCGAGGAGACAAGGGUGACAAAGGCGAGCAGGGAGAUGCUUGGGUCAUCUCCAAAAGCGCUUUCUCCGUGGGACUCACCACACAGAGCAAACUCCCGACGGCUCAUACGCCCAUCCGGUUUGACAAGAUUAUUUACAACCAACAAAACCAUUAUGAUCCCCAAACCGGAAGGUUCACAUGCUCGGCAGCCGGCGCAUACUUUUUCACCUAUCACAUCACCGUCUUCUCCAGGAAUGUGAAAGUGGCUUUGGUGAAGAACGGUGCCAAGGUGCUUCACACGACAGACAGCUACCAAAGCGGCGAGGACCAGGCGGCCGGGGCCACCGUGCUGCAGCUGGAGCCCGGAGACAAAGUGUGGCUGCAAGUCGUCGGGGGAGAACUUUUUAACGGGCUCUUUGCUGAUGAAGAUGACGACACAACCUUCUCCGGGUUCCUCAUUUUCGGGGCCUAGUUUUGAGUGGAGGAGUUUGUCCUGAAUAAUGUAAGUAAGCAUCGUGGUUUGCAUCAAGGUUCACCUUCACCCCUGCAAAUUUUGAUGCUCAUUCCCUGCAAUUUUCUCACAAUGCUGCGUUAAGGUUUACGCGGGUGACACGGUUGCUGAUGUACAUUUUGAUUU